Messenger RNA from Plasmodium reichenowi, 1059 nucleotides. RefSeq names its product merozoite surface protein 7. Lineage: Eukaryota; Apicomplexa; Aconoidasida; Haemosporida; Plasmodiidae. The transcript has a single exon. Bases 1 to 1059 code for a protein of 352 amino acids. The record is from RefSeq and is a predicted model, not a curated record.
AUGAAGAGUAAUAUCAUAUUUUAUUUUUCUUUUUUUUUUGUGUACUUAUACUAUGUUUCGUGUAAUCAAUCAACUAAUAGUACACCAGUAAAUAAUGAUGAAGAUCAAGAAGAAUUAUAUAUUAAAAAUAAAAAAUUGGAAAAACUAAAAAAUAUAGUAUCAGGAGAUUUUGUUGGAAAUUAUAAAAAUAAUGAAGAAUUAUUAAAUAAAAAAAUCGAAGAAGUACAAAACAGUAAAGAAAAAAAUGUACAUGUAUUAAUUAAUGGAAAUUCAAUUAUUGAUGAAAUAGAAAAAAAUGAAGAAAAUGAUGAUAACGAAGAAAAUAAUGAUGAUGACAAUACAUAUGAAUUAGAUAUGAAUGAUGACACAUUCUUAGGACAAAAUAACGAUUCACAUUUUGAAAAUGUUGAUGAUGACUCAGAAGAAAAUGAACAAGAAGAUGAAGAUAAGGAAAAAUCAGAAUCAUUUCCAUUAUUCCAAAAUUUAGGAUUAUUCGGUAAAAACGUGUUAUCAAAGGUAAAGGCACAAAGUGAAACAGUUAGUCAACCUAAUAAUGGACAAGAAGUACAAACAACACAAAGACAAAAUGUACAAACAUCAACACAAGUAGCAAAAUCCACAUUUGAAAAAGAUCCAACUAAGAAAUUAUAUAAUUUAGGAGAUGUUUUGAAUCAUAUAGUUCAUAUUUCAAACAAAGAAAACAAAAUAAAUAUCAUUAAUUAUGGUGAAAAAUAUCCAGAUUUCAAAAAAGAAUAUGAAGACUUCGUUUUAAAUUCUAAAGAAUAUGAUAUAAUCAAAAAUCUAAUAAUUAUGUUUGGUCAAGAAGAUAAUAAGAGUAAUAAUGGAGAAACGGGUAUUUUAGGUGAAGCAAAACAUAUGACUAAAAUUUUCAUAAAAUUAUUAGACGAUGAGAAAUACCAUCAACAAUUUAAAAAUUUUAUUUAUGGUGUUUAUAGUUAUGCAAAACAAAAUAGUCACUUAAGUGAGAAAAAAAUAAAACCUGAAAAUGAAUAUAAAAAAUUCUUAGAAUAUUCAUUUAAUUUACUAAACACAAUGUAA